AUGCAAAAUUUCAUAGCUGGCGAAUCCUAUAAAAAGGGUUUUAUCAUGUUGCUCCCCGGCAAAAUUGAACGGAAAUUGAAACUUGUAAUUCCAGACGAAGAUGAGCGAGCUCAGAAAAACACAUUCACAAGAUGGAUUAACCUUCACUUAGAAGAGCACAGCUCAUCUGGACGGGUGAACGAUUUGUUCGAAGACAUAAAAGAUGGUGUGCUGUUGUGUCAUCUUAUCGAAGUUCUUACGGGCGAGGCACUUGUAAGUAAAUGCUUCAACUUUUUCUAG
Messenger RNA from Haemonchus placei, 279 nucleotides. NCBI's taxonomy places the organism in Eukaryota, Metazoa, Nematoda, Chromadorea, Rhabditida, Trichostrongylidae. The record is from the annotation of a GenBank genome assembly.